Formica exsecta is the source of this 588-nucleotide messenger RNA. RefSeq lists its product as uncharacterized. The record is from RefSeq and is a predicted model, not a curated record. The annotation marks the transcript as partial. The transcript has a single exon. NCBI's taxonomy places the organism in Eukaryota, Metazoa, Arthropoda, Insecta, Hymenoptera, Formicidae.
UUUGCGACUGCUAUUGUCGAAUUGGAGGAAGGGAUACUCGAUCACGAUGCAACCGUACGAGCCGUGAUCAAAUAUAUUGAGCGAGAUACACCUCUUUUAAAAGUAAUAGCUCUCAUCGGUGAUACAAGCGUCGACAAACCAUACACGGUGGACAUUAUAAAAAAAGAAUUACGCGAAAGGAGGAAAAACGGUUCUUCACCUUCGCUUCCGACUUUUAUUGUCUUAGAAAAUUUGAGAGCAGAGCAUUCUAAAGUCGUUAUAAACUAUGUUAACAAGUAUCAAGAAGCAUAUGGCGAUCGGGAGUUUACCAUAUUGGCCGUUUAUAAAGUUGAGCAGAUUGAUGACGUUUUGACGCGUGCAGAUAUAAACCAUGUUAUAAAUACAGUAAAAGAUAUUUUUAUCGAAGCAAAUAUUAUUAUGAAAAUUAUUCCCUUCAAACCUUUGAGCGAAGACACAUUAGAAAAAUACAUUAGAAAUACUGCGAAAAAUAUCGGAGAAACGUUCUCCCAAGAUCAAAUCGAUUAUCAUAAACGACGUUUGAUAGAAGAUGAUAGCACUUGUCAAAGAAAAUAUAGUUGUAGACAAUAA